Molecule: messenger RNA, 2735 nt
Organism: Penaeus indicus
Lineage: Eukaryota; Metazoa; Arthropoda; Malacostraca; Decapoda; Penaeidae
Product: transmembrane protein 230-like
Exons: 3
Coding region: 92-442 (116 amino acids)
Cellular component (GO): endomembrane system
Source: RefSeq, a predicted model, not a curated record
AUCGCGUCGUGUCACCGUGAGUGGGCGGAUCGAUAAACAAAACUUUUCCUUUCGGUUGGGGGACGUUGUUGUUUGUCAUUGUUGUGCGGUCAUGGUGCGCAAGGAUGCUAAUUCAUACCCUUCAGCCAAAUACCACAAGCUCUGUCAGGAGGACGAUGGUUUUGUCGAUGCUCAGUUUAAGACAAAGGCACAGCGCAUUCCCUGGAAAGCCAUUGGGUACGCGCUUGUGUUGUUCUCAGCUGGCACCCUCCUGCUGGUGAUUGGGAGUCUUCUUGUCACCGGCUACAUUGAGGAGAAAUAUGCAGACCGCACAUGGCCCGUUAUCAUCCUCGGGGCACUUAUGUUUAUCCCUGGGGCCUACCACUCCUACAUCGCCUACUAUGCCUUCCGAGGUUAUGAAGGAUUCUCCUUUGAUGACAUACCAUCCUUUGAGGAUGAGUAGGGUGGAGGUGAUGGGAAAGCAUUUUUUGUAACCUGUAACCAUGGAGUGUUUUUUCAUAUUCAUUUUUAGUUUUAGUUCUCCUGUUAUGGUGGAUUGCCCCAUUUGUUAUUUUGCUGUGAAACUUAUUUGUGUGUAUUAGUGUACAUUUAAUGUUGAGACUGUCAUUUAAACACUAAAUCAUAUUAACUAGUGUUCAUACUAUUUUGGAGAAUAACUGUAAAUACAUUUCUUUAAACACUGAUUUACACUUUCAAUAAAUUCAGAUUCAAUUUCCAGAGAAGGUUACAAGAAAUACAUAUAUAUUUUAUUAUUUUUUUAUCAGAAUGAUCCAUUCUUGUGGAAAUUAGGAUUAGUAAUGUCAUUCAUGUGCUUGGGGAACCUGAAAACUGCACAGUUAAGAAAUCUGGCCAUCCUUAGUUGCAGUUUUGAUAGCUAGAUGCACAGGCACCUGAGAUUACAGUUAUAUAUGUAUAUUGCUUGUCAUUAUCAAACACUCAUUGUUUAGCUAAUUCCACAUUCUUUUUAUCCCAGAGAUGUUUAAAAAGAAAACAGGGGAAUUUUUAGAUGUUACAUUGUGCCUUGGAUUAUGACAUUUUUGUUGUGCUGUGAGGUAGCAUCAGAGCUCUAGACCGCUCAUGGGCAAAUCACAUUUGUUUUAGAAGAACAUUCUAUCAUUAGAAUAAGGUGAGACUUUUUAAGGGAACGAAUAACAGUCAGAGUGUAUGGUCUCAAAUUCAGCAGGUUGUAAUGGUUUCAGAGGGUAUGUACCAUCUCUCAGCCUCUUAAGAAUAAUGAAAAAUAAGGAGGCAGCUUAAAUAGGUAAUUGCAUUUUAGCAAUGUCUGUAAAGUCAGGUCAGUCAGGAUUGGUUUUGAAAGAAAAAUAUCCCCUGUCCAGUUUGUUUAGUCAGAGGGGAGAAUAAAUGUAGAAUUUGGAAUUUGUCCUUAGGUAAUGUGCCAGAGAAUAUAACAAGUUAGAUAUAUAUAUAUAUGGAAACCAGUACAAACAUAAAAUGUAAUAUCAAAUUUUAUUAUUUUAAUUUCCCUUAGGGAAUAUGGUCAUAUACAUUCCAUGUGGUAUUUUUUAAAUAUUUAAUAGCUGUUCUUCAAUGACUAAUUCUUGAUCUCAUUAGCAUUAUUAUGAAAUAAAUACAAUGGUAAACUUUAGUAUAAAUGAGGUAGUGAAUUCAAACAACAGCCAUUUAUUAUGUGAUAUGUGCAACAGUUGGUUGAUUAGCCUACCCACCCAGAAAAAGUGCGAUGACACAAAAAAUAUAUGAAAUUAUCUAAGACAUGAACCAUGACCUUUUAGGGAGGAAAGCAGAAUGCCCUCAUAAGAAAAGAAAAUUAAAACAACAGCUCUCAGGGAGACUAACCACUUGAAUAUACUAUAGGACCUUAGCAUUAUCAUUAUGGAAUAGACCAUCAGUAAUACAGAUUUUGCAUACUGUGUAGCUUACACAGAUUUUAGAGACUGUCACAGGUAUGUAGAUGGUUCAUUUGAAUUCUUCACUGUGACAAUAUUGGAGGUAAACAGACACUUAUCAAAGUGGUUUGCCACAUAUGCACUAGUCAACAAACUUUCUUUCAUGCAGUUUAUGUUUAAGGUGUGGAAGAAGUCUGAUGUAUUGAGGAAGGGAUGCAUACAUUAUACCUCCAAGAUUUGAAGAUGUUAGUAUUCAGAUCCCAAAAUAAAAGACAGUGAGAAUGUGUGUGUGUGUGUGUGUGUGUGUGUAUAUGCACACAUCUGCAUACACACACCUACCCACACAUGCCUACCCACACAAACCUAAACUCACACACACACACACAAACCCACACACAAACUCACAGACACACUAUAUAUUUAUUUGUGCUGAUGAAUACUGCAGCACAGUUUUGGUAUAGUUUUCACUGAUUUCUUGUUCUAAAGAUUUAUUGUAUGUGUUUAAUUGUAUUGAUUUUAGAGCUCAGAUAUUGGAUCAUUUAUCUGUCAGUGAAGGAAAUGUCAGAAGGCAUAGGAAGGCAAUUGUUAUCUCAGAACAACUGGAAAAAAAUAUAUUAGAAAAUGUAGCAGAGGUACAUAUAAUAAGUGACAUGCAUAUUUUGUGACCAUUUAUUCAGUGUUGUGCCAAUACACCCAUUAUCAAGUAAAGUCCUUAAAGUGUGUAUGUUGACCUUUGAAAAGUUUUACCGAGAGAUUAAGCAUUUACAUCACAUGGUGCAAAAUAUUUUAUAAAGUUAUAUAUAUAUGAAGAUUGUAAAAUUACUUUAGUGCAAUAAAAGAAUGUAUUGCAGAAUAAAUGUCUUUGUAUGG